UCACGUCAGCUGUUUGACUGGUUACGGUCCGUGUCGCCACAGACGUUUCGUUUCAAUACAAUUGCUCAGCUGUUCAGUGUUUUGGUUUAUCACACAUUUGGUUUGAGUUGUUCAAGUUUCUAACGUCGCAAUGUCCGAGCAAGAGGCCGCGACGUCCAGCAGUGAAAUCCCGCAGGAGAUCGCCGAGAGUCAAGAGAAAUGCGUGUCGGGUUUCGACGGCGAGCCCGAAGCGAAAAAACGCAAAUUCUCUAAAUCGGGUGACGACAAAAAAUAUAAACUGGAGGAACGUCUGGGUGGUAUAUUGUGCUGCGCUGUGUGCCUCGACCUGCCCAGGGCUGCCAUUUACCAGUGCAGCAACGGCCACUUGAUGUGCGCCGGGUGCUUCACGCAUGUGUUGGCGGACGCGCGGCUGCGCGACGAGAUGGCUACGUGUCCCAGCUGCCGCGUCGAAAUCAGCAAGCUGACCGCCACCAGGAAUCUGGCGGUCGAAAACGCGGUCAGCGAACUGCCCAGCGAGUGCCAGUUUUGCAAUAGGCAGUUCCCGCGGAACACACUCGAGAAGCACGAGGAGCACGAGUGCGAAGAAAGGAUCGCCACGUGCAAGUUCUCGAGAAUUGGGUGCCCGUGGCGGGGCCCGGAGCACGAGAGACCCGAGCACGAGACCCAGUGCGCUCACCCGGAGCGCCCUGGAGCCGACAUUAUGGACUCGCUGAUCGCGAUCGACCAGCAACGCGUAGAAGAACGGAAACUGUACGAGAAUAUUUUCGACCUGCUCGGGUUCGAGAAGAUCGCCUUCAACGACAUUCAGCUAAAGCCGUACAGGACCGACGAGUUUGUCCACCGUCUGUUCUACGAGUCCUCGCGUUUCACGGCGUUCAAUAACAACUGGGUGAUCAAGGCGCGGAUCAACAAUAGCCAGAAGGACCCGACCCAGAGUUCGGAACGCGACAUGACGUAUCAGCUGAUACUGAAGACGAAAACGCAGACGCCGCUAGUGCUCAAUUAUAUCCUUCUGAGGGGGCCGAUCGGCGACAUCAAGGUGCGGCCGCGCAUCUACGAGUUCGAAUUCACCGAUCAGAAUACAGAGAGCCCCUACGUCAUGCUUCCGUUGCCCGACACGGCCGAGUGCAACCGCCUCCUCGCCGCCAAGACGAUAAAUUUCAGGUUACUUAUGUUUUUAGCAUCGAAAUGAGUGAUGACUGCAAUUUGAGGACGUACGGCGAACGGGUGGGAGGGCAGGGACUGUGUUGACCUCAAAAGUUUUGUAAUAAAUUCAUUGUGCUAUACCGAAUCCUAGGGAUUUUUUUUUUAAUUUAAGGAGGAUCUCUUAUAGAGCUAAGGUUUUGUUUUCAUAUAUCAACUAAGUUUUUAAUUUAACUUGAGUGAACCAUUAUUUUUUUAGUUAUAUUUUUACACUUUUUUUGAGGUAUACUUAUAUAUACAUUUAUAUAUUAUUACCAAAUUGUUUUUGUAUUUUUUGUUCACGAAUUUUUUUGCGAAAGGCACUUUAUGUUUAAGGGAAGGGCAUAUAAUAAAUUAUUAU
Messenger RNA from Cylas formicarius (sweet potato weevil), 1543 nucleotides. Its product is annotated as zinc finger TRAF-type-containing protein 1 homolog. Lineage: Eukaryota; Metazoa; Arthropoda; Insecta; Coleoptera; Brentidae. The record is from RefSeq and is a predicted model, not a curated record. Gene Ontology annotation, molecular function: zinc ion binding. The transcript is spliced from 6 exons. Bases 131 to 1192 code for a protein of 353 amino acids. Gene Ontology annotation, cellular component: nucleus.